AUGGUUGACAACUUGGUCCCCGAAAAACUUGUUCCAUUUUUAAAAAAAAAUAAAGUUAUUGACCAAGACGAUGUGGAGAAGAUCGAAAAGAAAUGCAAAGAUUUAAGACGAGACGGUGUUGUUACCAUGCUUUUUUUUCUUUAUAAAUCGGGACGCCGGGCUUUUAAAAAAUUAAUAGUAGCUCUGAAAAAAGCUGGUGAUGAACAAAUGGAGCUGAAAUUAACAAAAGACUUAGAAAAGAAAAUAGCAGAUCUUCAUUUAACAAAAACCAAAAAACAGAGAGAACUUUUGUGUGAAGUUGAGUUUGAAGUUUUGAGAGACAACCAUGAGAGUUUGGUGAACGAGCUCGACUAUAGUGUUCUGAAAAACUAUCUCUUUAAAAAAGAACUUGAACAUUACAUGAAAGCGAUGAGCACGAAAGAUGAAAAACUUCGUAAGGAAGGGGCGGAAGAAAUGGUCACAAUAAUCUUAAAAUCUGGUCCUAAUGCUUUUCCUGAACUGUUGGAAUCCUUAAAUCAGGCAGGUUACGUCGAAUUGAGCUUAAAACUGGAUUCCGAUUUAAAACAGAAAAAGAAGGAAGGAGGUAAUACUGGACUGGAAAUCGAUCUGAAUUCCGUGGCAUUUCCUGAUUACCCCAACAUUCCCAAGCUGAAGAUAGAGUCCGAUUUGUUUUGUGAGGAAACUGCUGUAUUAAAUUGGGGACGAGAACUUAUAAAAUGGAUGAAAGACGAUUCGGGAAUAUCGUGGUGUUUUGCUAUGAGCGAAUGGUUUCAAAACCAUGAAUUUAAAUCUGAAAAGGAAUUGAAAACGGUGCUACACUAUUGGUUAUUGGAAUUUGAGGACGUUGUUAACAGAGGUUGUUUCCAAAUUAACAAAAUCAAAUUGAUUCUGGAUGUGACAGAAGCCUUCUUUAUGCCUGAUAGCAACAGUUCUAUUUUUCAUAAUAAAUUAAUUUUUACAGACAUCAUUAAAGAUUUUGCUCCAGAUUUUUUAACAUCAGAAGAUAAAAAAGAGUUUUUUCAAACCAAAAAAGCAGAGAAAGAAAGAUUGCUUGAACAACAACAACUACUUUCCGAAAAAUUGAAAUACAAUUUAGAGGGAAUUGUUGAAGGGAAUCAGAACUUUGAAUUGUUACCUAUUGAUAUUGACAGGUGCGAGCUAGCUAAAUAUUUCCACUCUGUUGUUAAUGACGUAAGAAAAAUAUGGGAAAAAUUUCUUGUGUAA
This is a messenger RNA of Lottia gigantea (owl limpet), 1224 nucleotides long. RefSeq lists its product as hypothetical. Gene Ontology annotation, biological process: regulation of apoptotic process. Lineage: Eukaryota; Metazoa; Mollusca; Gastropoda; Lottiidae. The record is from RefSeq and is a predicted model, not a curated record. The transcript has 3 exons. Bases 1 to 1224 code for a protein of 407 amino acids.